AUGAUCUUUAUAAUCCCCAAAAAGCUUAAAGCGGGCAAUGGAGUGGACCUUGAAACAGCAAAUGGAACGGGAGUCGAGGGAGAGGUUGCCGGAGAAGGGGGAGGAGAGGGUGAGGAGAGCGGAGGCGUGGAUGGUGGGGGCGUUGAAGUCGAGGUAGAGGGAGAGGGAGACGUGAGUGGUGAGAGGGUGGGAGGAGUCGGUGAAGGAGUGUGGAUCAAUGGGUGCCAUUGCUCUGAAGCUGGAGAGUUUUUGACUUUUACGAUUCGAAAUGUUUCUCUUUUUGCUGGCUCCUUCAAGAGACGCCUCGCCGGCGUCGCUACUGCGCCUCCCUGCGGUGCGUCGUCUCUGGUUUCGUCGGGGAGAUGUUUGAAGAGGAAGAUUGGUUGCAUUGACGUUUCCACUCAGACUGGUAGGAAGAAUAAGAUUGACGAUGACUAUGUUUUUGGUCCGAACAUCGGGAAAGGGAAGUUCGGGUCGGUUAGGAUCUGUAGGUCGAAGAGUAAUGGGAUUGACUUUGCUUGUAAGACUCUGAAGAAAGGGGAGGAGACUGUUCACAGGGAGGUUGAGAUUAUGCAGCAUUUGUCUGGUCAUCCUCGGGUUGUCACGUUGCACGCUGUGUAUGAAGAGUCUGAUUGUUUCCAUCUUGUGAUGGAGCUGUGUUCUGGGGGACGUUUGAUUGAUCAGAUGGUUAAGGAAGGGAGGUACUCUGAGCAGAGAGCAGCUAAUAUAUUCAAGGACCUAAUGCUGGUUAUCAAUUAUUGUCACGAGAUGGGGGUUGUGCAUAGAGAUAUCAAACCUGAGAACAUUCUUCUCACAGCUGCUGGGAAGAUUCAGCUUGCUGAUUUUGGCCUCGCCAUGAGAAUUGCAAAAGGUCAGACAUUGUCUGGAUUGGCGGGAAGUCCUGCUUAUGUGGCACCUGAAGUUCUCUCUGAAAGUUAUUCAGAGAAAGUCGACGUUUGGAGUGCAGGAGUCCUCUUAUAUGCUCUCUUGUCCGGUGUGCUCCCGUUUAAGGGAGACUCUUUGGAUGCUAUUUUCGAAGCAAUCAAGAAAGUGAAGCUUGAUCUCAACUCUGGAGUGUGGGAGUCUGUGUCCAAACCAGCUCGUGAUCUAUUGUCAACAAUGGUAACAAGGGACGAAUCUGCUAGGAUCACUGCAGAUGAAGUGCUAAGUAAGCCUUUCAAUCUCUUCCAGCUGCUUAACUUGCAGCAUGGGCUUUUAAUCUUUUGUUUGUCCUUUUUUUUUUGGAAUGCUUACCAUUAGCUUCACUUGUGUGUUUCAGGGCAUCCAUGGAUACUUUUUUACACUGACCGGACGCUCAAGACAAUGUGUAUCAAGUCGAAGCACAAGGGUCAAUCAGGAUCUCCUCCCGGCCUUCAACUUCGCAGUCCGAUAAAGAAAACCGACGUAAACAGAGCUAACAGAGAGAAGAAGACAACAUAUGAUGAUUCACCGACUGAUUCAUUCUCCAACACAGGGGAGGAGGAAGAAGAUGAAAGCGGUGUGGUCGAUGUGCUUGUGGUUGCAAUCUCCAACGUGAGGAUCUCAGAACCAAAGAGAAGCAGACUCUGUAGUCCCACGAACAGCCCCAUUGAGCAGCAACACUCUUCUAACUUGACCACGACUACUAAUACACUCUGUCGAGCCUUCUGACAAAACCAGUUUCACACACUCGUCCAAGUCUCCAAGUCACACGGGUUUGUCCCUGAUAUGAUGAUCUUAGUGACUCAUUAUAUCUCAUAUAAAUUGUAAUAGCUCUCUCUAAUAGUUUGGAUAUGAUCUGAUUCUGGUUUUUCCUUCUACGUUUUCUGACUUUGUUGUACAGAUCUUCGUGUAAAUAGAACACGCCAUAAGUGUUUGAUCCGUU
Molecule: messenger RNA, 1864 nt
Organism: Brassica napus (rape)
Lineage: Eukaryota; Viridiplantae; Streptophyta; Magnoliopsida; Brassicales; Brassicaceae
Product: serine/threonine-protein kinase PEPKR2-like
Exons: 3
Coding region: 1-1260 (419 amino acids)
Biological process (GO): intracellular signal transduction; protein autophosphorylation; peptidyl-serine phosphorylation
Cellular component (GO): cytoplasm; nucleus
Molecular function (GO): calcium/calmodulin-dependent protein kinase activity; calcium-dependent protein serine/threonine kinase activity; calmodulin binding
Source: RefSeq, a predicted model, not a curated record